Molecule: messenger RNA, 876 nt
Organism: Macrosteles quadrilineatus (aster leafhopper)
Lineage: Eukaryota; Metazoa; Arthropoda; Insecta; Hemiptera; Cicadellidae
Exons: 3
Coding region: 81-857 (258 amino acids)
Source: RefSeq, a predicted model, not a curated record
CAGGUUCCAGAAAGUGUGCAAUUAUCAUGUUUAAAUUCAGAGUAAACUUUUGAAAGAGGUUAAUUAUAAACACGUUGAAAAUGGAGGGCAAAAAGAAAUUUACCUGCCACUUAGAGGUUGAAGAGGGUCAAUAUCCAGAGUAUUGUGUGCAAGAUGUAUGCUGUGGAGUUUACAAACAAAAAAGCUGGUUCUCAACCGUGGUUUGUCUACUUUUAGUAUCACUGAUAAUCGUUGUACUAACUUGUUACCUGAUAUACUUAUGGAUAACCUAUGUGGAAGGAGAUAAAAACAGUACUCAAACCCGGUCCGAGCAACGACGUCAACCUUUACAGGACGAGAAAAUAAAACCAAAGAAUGAAGACAAAGAAGAGCAUGGUGACGAUAAGAUUGGAAAGAUGAGUGAAUAUGAAACUGAUGAGGUAGAGGAUGAAUCUGACGAGGAGAAAGACGAGGAAGAAAAUAAAACAUCUUCACCUCAGAUAUCUCAAGAUUUAGCGAAGAAAGAUGAGUCACAAAACCUCGAUGGUGUAAAAGAUGAUUCGCAUAGUCAAGGUUCUACAAGAGAUGUUCCUACUACUUCUAAUGAUAAUGCAAACAAUCAAACGUCUGCUGAUAGAGAGUUACCUACUGGGAUUCAAGAGUCUUCUUCUACUAAACAUGAUGGUAAUAAUACUCCUCGAAAUUUUGGCAAUGAUAACAUCAAAAUAACUUAUAUCAAAGAGGAAUUCAUUCUCCCUGACGAAGAUAAAAAAGAAAAUAAUAGUAAUAAUAACGAAAAUUCUGUCAAAUACUACAAUCUCAAUUACCAAAGAUUGGAUGGGAAAGUGAGUGAGAAGAAUAAUAAUGUCACCUCUUAACUACUGUAUAAAUGUUUAU